Molecule: messenger RNA, 7563 nt
Organism: Lagopus leucura (white-tailed ptarmigan)
Lineage: Eukaryota; Metazoa; Chordata; Aves; Galliformes; Phasianidae
Gene: CGN
Product: cingulin
Exons: 21
Coding region: 3778-7302 (1174 amino acids)
Cellular component (GO): myosin complex
Source: RefSeq, a predicted model, not a curated record
CUGCUCUGUGGCACAGCAUAUAAGGUCUGGGGCUGUAGGGGCUGCUGCCCUUAGAGUGUGUCCUGCCCUGCAUUGGAGCCUAUAGGGUAUGGGGCUAUAGGGGUCGGGGUCUGUGCAGCCUCUUCUGGCCCGUGGCAGAACCCACGGGGGCCGGAGUCAUAGGGGCUGUUGUCCUUGGAACGUGUCCUGCCCUAUGAUGGGGUGUUAUAGGUUCUGAGUCCAGAGUUACUGGGGUCCGUGCAGCAUGUCCUGCCCCAUGACAGAACCCAAUGGGGCUGGGGGCUGUGAGUCCCGUCCUGCUCCAUGGUAGAGAAUAUAGGGCUUGGUUCAUAGGGCUGCGGUCCUUGGAGCUUGUCCUGCCCCAUGGCGGAGCCCAUAGGGCUGCGUCUGCUGGUGUUGUCCUUUCUGGGUGUGCUGUGCCCUGUGGCACUGCCUAUAGGGCUGGGCUGCAGGGCUGCCCUUCCUGGGCCAUGCCCUUCCCCACGGCAGAGCUUAUAGGGAUGGAGCCCUGCAGCAGGUCACGCUGGGGCUGCAUAGGGGUUGCUUGACACUACGGUCUCCAUAGGGUUCCCUUACAGAUCCCAUAGUGGCUGACUCUGCUGGGAGAUGCUGUGCUCCACAGAACUCCCCAAAAGUCCUUGUUCUGGAGUGCGAUGUGCUCCACAGCACAUCCUGUAGGAUGCCCCCCAGUAAAGGUUCUGCUCUGCUUUGGGUCUUCCUCCUCCAUCUGUAGGAUCCCUCGGGGACCCCCUGUCCCCUAUAGCCCCCUCCCUGCCCCUGUAGGUACUCUGCCCCUUUCAUAGGAGAUCUGCAUUUCCUUAUAGACUCUCUGGGUCCCCAUGAACCUCUCUACAGGCAGUGCCGUCCCCCUCCCACAGAGCCCCACUGUGAUGUUCCCACAGGCACUGCUCUGUAGGGCUCCAGAGCCCCACAGAUCCCAUUCCUGUCCCUUUCAGGGCUGCUCUGCUUGUAAAUUCCAUGCGGCCUUUGUGGCUCCGUCCUUAUCUCUGCUGAUAAGAGCCAUGUCCCAGCCCUGCUCCUCCCACCCCAAGCACUUCUGGGACUGUGGGUCCGUUCCCUCCAGACCUUGUUAGGACUGAGAUAACUGUUUUGGAGCUGCCCAAGGCUGAGCCCCAUCCUGCCUCAUCCCACAGUUGUUCCAGGACCUCGCGGCGUCACUGGGGCCGACCUUUCCUGGCUGCGGGCAGCGUAACGCGGCACCUCCUGCAUCUUUAAUGCUGCCCUACUUCGCCCGGCACUCAGCUUCGGUGGGAGAGAAAUGCCAAACGUGUGCAUGGUGGGGUGCAAUAGCCCACCCCGAUCCGCCCCAGUGCUGCUGGUGCCCAUGGAGCCCUAAAUGCUGCUUGGCGCUGCCUCCAUCCCUGCAGUGUGGGGCAGGGCUGCCCAGCUCAGCUGUCCCCGGGGUGACCCGUCCCUGUGCUCCGUGCCCGCUGUUCCAACCCUUUGUUCGGAGCGUGUGGAUUGCUCUGGGCUGGGUUUGCUCCCCACCACCCUGACCAGUCAGGCUGGUUUGGAGCGCGGCUUCCAGCUUGGAUCCCAUAGAUGAGGAUCCCAUAGAUAACGAUUCCAUAGAUAGCGGGGCUUCCAGCUUGGAUCCCAUAGAUAAGGAUCCUGAUCCCUUAGACAUGAUCCCAUUUAAAGUGCUGCUUCCAGGCCCGAUCCCAUAGAUAACAAUCCCACAGAAAGCACAGCUUCCAACUUGGAUCCCAUAGAUAAGGGAUCAAUGCCAUAGACAGUGUGAUUUCCAGCUUAGAUCCCGUAGAUAAUGAUCCUACAGACAGCACGUUUUCCAGCCCUGCUCCUGUAGGCAGCAAUCCCAUUCAGAACGUGGCUUCCAGCCCUGACUCCAUAGAUGUCUAUCCCAUAGUACCUCCUUUUCUGGCAGUGAUCCCAUAGAGCGUGUGCCUUUCAGUCCCAACCCCAUAGACAUAGAUCUGACCUCUAGGGUUGGCCAUUGGGUUGGCUGUUGGGGUGGCUGUUGGGUUUGGCCACUUCUGUGGACCACGGCGUUGACCACUGGGAUUGGCCAUUGGGGUUGGCCGCACAUGUGGACUGUUGGGGUUUGUCGUGGGGCACUGGGUUGUGACCCACUGGCAGCCAUUCAUUCCAGGACGGCUUUCCUCAACAACUGUUGGGUUUUAGGGCUGCGUGCCCGCCGCAGUGGGGCAGGGAGUGGGACGGGGCCAUCGGUGCCCAGUUGAUGAUUAACCUGAGGUGACGUCCCUGGGGUGUGGGGCGGACGCGGCCCCGUGACGCGCUCCUGGUUUCGGGUUUCGGAUCCUUGCGCAGCCCUGGUGUCGGUCUGGUUGCAGGCAGAGCGCUGCCAGCACGCAGAACCGUGCAGACUUUGUACCUAUUGAGCAAUCGGUGCUGCAGGUGGAGCAGAGCCUGUGGUGCAGAGAGCCUGAAGCGCAGGAAACGGCAGAAAAAGCGAGAUUUUUGUGCUCGGAUCCCGCUGUCCCCGUUCCCGUGCCUCGGGCUGGGACGUGCGGUGCCGAUGGCUUUUCCCUCCCCUCCCGGCGCUGCCCGCCCGUUGCACAACAGCUCUGUGGGCUGCGGUGCCCACAAAGGGCCCUUUGUGCUCCGUAUCUGCAUGAGCAGAGUUGGCCGCCUGCCACACGUGGCCGCAGGGACCCAACGGGCAGAGCUAGGUGCCGUCGGGCUCUGUGGGCAAAGUGCCCCCAGGGGCAACAAACGGGGUCCCCCUUUUCGUCACCCUCAUUUGCACUGCGAUCCCCUCCUGGGGGCUGUGUGCUGCUGUGGGAUCAGCGCUGCGUUCCCGUGUUGGAAUGCAGUCUGUUCCCCUUUAUCUGAGUGCUGGAGCCCAGCCAGGAUGGGGCAUUCCCGGGGAUUAGUGCUCACCUGCUCCUGGCUCAAGCUGUGGGGCUGGACCCACUGCGUAGCCAUGGAGGAAAAGAAUCCAUCCUUACUGCUGCACCCAUAGGGUGGCAGUGGGGUGGCCAUGGGGAUAGCAUGACUGUGGGGAACCCAUAGGAUGGCCACAGGGAAAUGGUGCCGUGGUUGACCAUAGGGACACAGUGUUCAUGGGAAAACCAUGACUGUGGGGUGGCCAUAACUUGACCAUAGGGUGACCGCAGGGUGACCAUGAGGACAUUUGGGAUCUGGUGCCGAUCUCGUUCCUGUGAUGCCAUAUGGGGACAACAAGCUCAUGGCAGUGGCCCACGUCCCCAUGGCUGCCCUGCUGGGUGCCAGGUGCUGCCACCUCCACCGUCUGCUCAGCGCUGGUUCCCUGCUGCGGCUGAGCUUGGCACCGACCCUCUGCCAUGUGUUGGGUUCAGCAAAACCUCAGCGCUGGCACCGUGGGGUCCCUGUGGCCAUUUGUCCUCUGCAGUGUGCCCGGAGCUGAGGCUUUGGGGUGGGCACAGGGAUGGAUGUGGGGGCUGCACUGGGGUGACAUCGGGACCGAAAGCUGGAAACGUGAGAUUUUGGUGCCGUUCUCCCUUUCUCCCUACGUGCGGGACGUGGUGACCCCGGCUCUGUGCCACCAUCCCAUGGCUGCGUGCUGAGCGUGCGGUGCCCGCAGUGCCGCUCGCAGUGCAGUUAUUUUGGGCAGUGCACGGAGCUGCUGGCCCCGGAGGCAGCGGUGGAAGAGCACAGCGCUGUGGGGCCGGGGCUGCCCGGGGCUCUGCUGUCUCUCUGCAUCAGUCCUGCCGGAGCUCCCGGCGCUGUGGUGUCCGCGGUUUGGCGGUGACGGAGGUCGAGCGGAGGACGUUGAACAGCAGCACCGCACCCGGCAUGGAGCGCACGGCGGAGAAGCAGAGCCCGGUGGAUUACGGUGUCCAGAUCCGCUUCAUCAAUGACCUCCAGGAGCCCAAGAAGGCCCCGAAGGCGCGCGCCAAGCCGGGCUCCUACGGGGUGGCCGUGCGCGUGCAGGGCAUCGCGGGGCAGCCCUUCGUCGUCCUCAACAGCGGUGAUAAGGGCGGAGAUUCCUUCGGGGUGCAGAUCAAAAGCGACGGCUCCUACCCUGCAGGGACCACCAGCCCUCGGCCCCCGGAUCCGCCCCCUGAGCCGGACCUCCCUGAGAACCCCUAUGUGCGCCCACAGCCUUCCCACAGCAUGUCGGAUGAAGAGAAUGGUGCUGCCCCGGUGCCCACCCGGCACAAACCCCGUAGCAAGAUGGGGGCCGAGCUGCGCCGGACGCAGUCCCAUAGCAAUCUGCUGGCUGCUGCCAAUGAGCCCAUGGCCACCGGCUCCAGGAGCAGCAGCACGCUGAGCAUUGCCCACCCCACACACCGCAAAGGCUCCGGGAUUGGGGUCGCGCCCUCCUCAGACUCGGAGAGCCCAGGGUCACGGCACGCAGGUGGUGACAUCGACACCGAGCCGCUCUCCUCGGUGAAUUCGCUCAUCAGUAAAUUUGAUGGCAAAGUGCCGCAGCGUGGCCGUGCGGCGCGGCGAUCCCGUGUGGCCCCGGAGGAGAGGAAGCGCUCGCAGAGCCUGGAUGCCCGCAGCUCCGUUCCAGAUGGCCGCGCUGUGGGCGCCCCGUCCCCGUUGCCCACCGGGGCAGGCAGAGGUGGAACGGUGAAUCGUGGCACUGAGGAGCGGCUGCAGAGCAAAGCCCAGACAGAGCUGCAGCUGAAGUCAACGCCGGAUCUGCUGCGGGACCAGCAGGAGGUGGCCCAGCCCAGCAGCAGUGAGGACCCCAAAGAGCUCAUCUAUGGGAUCCUGAAGGAGGGGAGCAGGGACAGCGGCACAAUGCUGAAGAGGAAGGCUGCACUGGUGCUGGAGAAGCUGCAGGAGGCGGCGGCACCCACCAAGGGGAAGGCGUGCUCCCAGCCCCAGCACCACACGUUGGCCCAGAGGGUGGAGGAGCUGCAGGAAAGGUUGGACGAGGAGAGCAAGCUCCGCCAGAAGCUGGAGCUGACCAAGGAACGCAGCACCACGCGGGCGCUGGAGGAGGCACAGGAGGAGAGUGCACAGCUGCGGGCAGAGCUGGAGAAGAGAAUGCAGGAGCUGCAGAGGAGCACCAAGGAGCUCAGGGAGGCGAAGGCAGCACAGACGCGAGCAGAGGAGCAGCUGAAAGCAGUGCGCACAGAUAUGGGCACGGCGGUGGACGCAGACGCUCUGUACAAGGAGCUGGACGAGGCCCGUGAGGAGCUGGAAGAGGCCCUGAGCUCCCGGCAGCGGUUGGAGGAGCAUCUGCGGCAGCGGGAACGGGAGCUGACGGCGCUGAAAGGGGCUCUGAAGGAAGAGGUAGCCAACCACGACCGCGAGCUGGAGCGCGUGCGGCUGCAGUGCCACAGCGACAUGGAGCAGCUCCGGCGCAGCGUGGAGGACAUCUCACAGAACCGGGCCGACCUGGAGUCAGAGAAGCAGAAAAUCGGUGUGGUGGUGCGAAACCUCCAGCGUGAACUGGAGGAGAGUGCCGAGGAGACGGGGCACUGGAGAGAGAUGUUCCAGCGGAACAAGGACGAGCUGCGUGCUGCCAAGCAGGAACUGCUGCAGGUGAAGAUGGAACGGGAGGAGUUCGAGGAGGAGCUGCGGGAGCUGCGGGAGCGCUUCACGGCCACGCGGGAGGAGGUGGAGAGGGCGCGGAGCAGCGCAGUUGACCCCGGAGAGGUGGAAGCGCUGCGCACGGAGCUGCGCCGGGUGCGGGAGGCACAGCGGGAGCUGGCGGAGGAGAAGAAGCAGCAGGAGGAGGUGGUGAGGCAGCGGGAAAAGGAGCUGCAGGCACUGCGCAGCACUGUGCGGGAUGAGGCCCAGAGCCACAGCGGAGCCAUGGAACAGUGCCACCGUGACAUGGAACGGCUGCGGGAGGAGAGGGACGAGGCUGUCAGGGCGAAAGUUUCCCUGGAGGGUGAGAGGGAGGCAGCGGAGGUGGCACUACGGGAGCUGCAGGAGCAGCACGAGGAGCUGCAGAGGAAGGUGCAGGGCAUGGAGACGCAGCUGAAGGACUAUGAGCGCAUGGGAGAAAACUGGGAGGGCUCCCAGGCACGGCUCCGUGAGAAGGUCACCAAAUUAGAGGCAGAGCGCAGACGCGCAGAAGAGUCGUUGGGUGAAGCUACAGACCGUGAGCAGGAGCUGCUGCGGGCGCAGCGGGCGCUGGAGAUGCGUCUGGAUGAGGCGCAGAGGGGGAUGGCACGGCUGGCACAGGAGCAGCAGGAGCUGAGCGCGUCCCUCCAGGACGAGCAGAGGCAGAAGGAGCAGCUGAAGCGUGCCAAGAGCGAGCUGGAGGAGCAGAAGCGGCUGCUGGACCGCAGCACUGAGAAACUGAACAGAGAGCUGGAGCAGAUGACAGAGGAGUCCAACCGCUCACUGGCUGCACUCAAGGCUCAGCUGGAGGAAUGCAAGGAGAAAUCCCGCAAGGAGAUCACUGAUUCCCAAAAACAAGCCAAGGACUGCGGUGCCGAGAUGGAGAAGAUGCAGUUCAGCGUGGGACGGCUGCAGGACGAGGUCACCCGGCUGAAGCAGGCGCUGCAGGACAGCCAGGCGGAGCGGGACGGCGCUCUGCUGGAGCGGGAUGUGAUGCUGCAGCGCCUGCGUGGCCUCGAGGAGGAGGUGGAUGCCAAGAGGCGCUCCCAGGACGAUCGCUCACGGCAGCUCAAGGCGCUGGAGGAGAAGUCCAAGCGCCUGGAGGAGGAGCUGGAGGAGGAGCGAAGCACGGCCGAGCUGCUGACCGAGCGCGUCAACCGCAGCCGUGACCAGAUUGACCAGCUGCGUGCUGAGCUGCUGCAGGAGCGCUCGAGCCGCCAGGACCUGGAGUGUGACAAGGUCUCACUGGAGCGCCAGAACAAGGAGCUGAAGAGCCGCCUGGCCAGCUCCGAGGGCAUGCAGAAGGUGGGCGGCUCCAUCUCACAGCUGGAGGCGCGCCUGGAGGAGCUGCAGGACCGGCUGCAGGCCGAGGAGAGGGAGAAGAGCGUCCUCCACUCCUCCAACCGCAAGCUGGAGCGCAAGGUGAAGGAGCUGACCAUCCAGAUCGACGACGAGAGGCAGCACGUCAAUGACCAGAAGGACCAGCUGAGCCUGCGUGUGAAGGCGCUGAAGCGGCAGGUGGACGAAGCCGAGGAGGAGAUCGAGCGGCUGGAGGCUGCCCGCAAGAAGGCGCAGCGUGAGCUGGAGGAGCAGCAGGAGCUCAACGAGCAGCUGCAGGGCCGCAUCAAGGCGCUGGAGAAGGAGGCCUGGCGCAGAGCUGCCCGCACGGCCGCCGACUCCUCGCUGCAGGACGAUGCGCUGAGUUCCGAUGAGGACCUGGAUGGCGCCUAUGGGCCCUCCUCCAUCGCCUCACUGCUCAACGAGGCCAACCUGCAGACCAGCUCCUGCUGAGCCCCACAGAGCCCCCAGGGCUGCGGGAACUGCUCAGAGACCUCCGGCCCCCUGGGGUCGGCUGUCGGCCCUCUUCUCCUGCGUGGCUUUUUGCCCCUGGGGGACCCAGGGUUGGUGGCUGUGAGGAUGGAGCCUGUGGUCCCCAGGGAAUGCCACCGCCCCUCAGCUCCAAUUUAUUUUUAUAUGCAAUCAUCUCCCUCGUUCCUCACCGCUCUUUUCCCUCUCAAAGUGCUGUUUUCAAUAAAAUGGACCAUGCCAACA